AUAUUUUCUUUCUGUUUAAACUCUUUCUUGAGUUCUUAUAACAGGUGUCAUACAAUAUUUGUCCUUUUGCAGUAGACUAAUUUCACUCAGCAUAAUGCUAUCCAGAUUCCUCCAUGUUAUGAAAUGUUUCACAGAUUCAUCAUUGUUUCUUACCGAUGCAUAGUAUUCCAUUGUGUGAAUAUACCAUAAUUUAUCCAUUCAUCCGAUGAUAGGUUUCCAUCCUUUUGCUGUUGUGCUGUCGUGAACAUGGGUGUGCAUAUGUCUGUUCGUGUAAAGGCUCUUAUUUCUCUAGGAUAUAUUCCGAGGAGUGAGAUUGCUGGAUCGUAUGGUAGUUCUAUUUCUAGCUUUUUAAGGAAGCUCCAGAUUGAUUUCCAAAGUGGUUGUACCAUUUUACAUUCCCACCAGCAGUGUAUAAAUGUUCCGGUCUUUCCACAACCUCUCCAACAUUUAUUAUUUUGUGUUUUUUGGAUUAAUGUCAGCAUUGUUGGAGUGAGAUGGAAUCUCAUUGUAGUUUUGAUUAGCAUUUCUCUAAUGGCUAAUGAAAGUGAGCAUUUCCUCGUGUAUCUGUUAGCUACCUGAAUGUCUUCUUUAGUGAAGUGCCUAUUCAUAGCCUUUGCCCAUUUUUUGAGUUAUUUGUCUUUUUGUAGUUGAGUUUUUGCAGUAUCGUGUAGAUUUUAGAGAUCAGACACUGAUCAGAAUGUCAUAGCUAAGAACUUUUUCCCAGUCUGUAGGUAAUCUUUUUACUCUUUUGGUGAUGUCUUUGAAUGAGCAUGGGUGUUUGAUUUUUAGGAGUUCCCAGUUAUCUAGUUUCUCUUCCGGUGUUUGUGCACUGUUAGCAAUGUUUUGUGUACUGUUUAUGCCAUGUAUUAGGGCUCCUAGUAUUGUCCCUAUUUUUUUUCCAUGAUCUUUAUAGUUCUAGAUUUUAUAUAAUGGAAACCCUGGUGGCGUAGUGGUUAAGUGCUACGGGUGCUACCCAAGAGGUCAGUAGUUCGAAUCUGCCACGCACUCCUUGGAAACUCUAUUGGGCAGUUCUACUCGGUCCUGUAGGGUUGCUAUGUGUCAGAAUCGACUCGACGGCAGUGGGUUUAUUGAGGUCUUUGAUCCAUUUUGAGUUAGUUUUUGUGCAUGGUAUGAUCAACAGAUGUUUCUUCAGUGCCUACUAUAUGACACUCACUGUUUUAGAUUUUGGGAAUUAACAAGUUCUCAAGCCUCAGGGAUGGAGAAACCAGAAAAUAAACUCUUAAGUAAAAAAUUAACAGUUUCAGAUAGCCGUAAAUGCUGCUCAGAAAAUAAAACAGAGAAAUAGAAUAUGGCAGCGGGAUUAUCUAUUUAGGUAGAAUAGUGAGGAAAGAUUUCUCUGAGGAAGUGACAAUUGAGCUGAGACCUGAAUGAUAAGGAAGAGCAGCCAUGGGAAGAUAACAGGGGUAGAGCAUUCCCGGCAGAGGCCAUAGCCUGAACAAGGUGAAUACUGGGGUGAGCAGGAGAAGAGGUCAGAGAGGUAGACGGUGCUGGUUCAGGAGGGCUGUGAAGAUCAUGGUACAGAGAUGGGAUUGUAUUCUAAGUGAAAUAGGAUGGUAUCAGAGCAGGGGAGUGACUGGCUUGAAGAAUAUGUUUAAAAGAUUGCUCUGUUUUAUAGAGAAUGAAUUAUGAGGGGCAAGAGUGGAAUCAGAGGCACCAAUUAGAAAACUGUCGUGGUUGUCCAAAGGAGUGAUAACAGUGAAGGUGAAGCAAAAAAUUUAUUGCCCUAUCUUGGACCCAACAAAAUGAGAGAUUGUUUCUGCACCAUAAAUUUGGACCAGGAAGAAGUUUAUCGUACCCAAGUUGUUGAAAAAUCUUUAAGCCCAUUUUUCAGUGAAGAAUUUUACUUUGAGAUUCCAAGAACGUUCCAGUAUUUGUCUUUCUACGUGUAUGAUAAGAGUGUUUUACAAAGAGACCUUCGUAUAGGAAAAGUAGCCAUCAAAAAAGAAGACUUGUGUAACCAUAGUGGUAAAGAAACUUGGUUUUCAUUACAGCCUGUUGACUCCAAUUCAGAAGUGCAGGGUAAAGUUCACCUUGAAUUAAAACUGAAUGAACUGAUAACAGACAAUGGAACUGUGUGCCAGCAGCUUGUUGUACACAUCAAGGCGUGCCAUGGGUUGCCUCUCAUAAAUGGACAAAGCUGUGACCCUUAUGCAACCGUUUCUCUAGUGGGCCCUUCUAGGAAUGACCAAAAGAAGACAAAAGUAAAGAAGAAAACAAGCAAUCCACAGUUUAAUGAAAUCUUUUAUUUUGAGAACUCUUCUUCAGAGCGCUGUUUGAAAACCAGUAGGGAGGUAACCAGAUCCAGCAGUUACACAAGAAAGUCCCAGUUCCAGGUAGAAGAGGAAGACAUUGAAAAGCUAGAAAUUAGAAUCGACUUAUGGAACAAUGGAAACCUGGUCCAAGAUGUUUUCCUAGGUGAAAUUAAGGUUCCUGUGAACGUGUUAAGAAAUGAUACCUCUCAUCAAGCUUGGUACUUGCUACAACCAAAAGACAAUGGAAAUAAAUCUUCCAAAACUGAUGACCUAGGGUCUCUUCGGUUAAAUAUAUGUUACACAGAAGACUAUGUGCUUCCUUCAGAGUACUAUGGGCCUUUGAAGACUUUGCUGCUAAAAUCGCCAGGUGUCCAGCCCAUAUCUGCCUCAGCUGCUUACAUUUUGAGUGAAAUAUGUCGAGAUAAAAACGAUGCUGUUUUGCCUCUUGUGCGACUGCUGCUGCGCCAUGAUAAACUUGUUCCUUUUGCUACUGCAGUGGCUGAAUUAGACUUGAAGGAUACGCAAGAGGCAAACACAAUUUUUAGAGGCAACUCCUUGGCUACCCGGUGUCUGGAUGAGAUGAUGAAAAUAGUGGGACGGCACUACCUGAAAGUAACUUUAAAACCUAUUCUAGAUGAGAUAUGUGAAUCCUCAAAGUCCUGUGAAAUUGAUCCUAUUAGAUUGAAAGAAGGAGAUAAUGUGGAAAAUAACAAGGAAAAUCUGCGCUACUAUGUAGAUAAGUUGUUCAGUACAAUUGUAAAAUCAAGUAUGAGCUGCCCCACUGUAAUGUGUGAUAUCUUUUCUUCUCUAAGGCAAAUGGCUACUCAAAGAUUUCCUAAUGACCCUCAUGUUCAGUAUUCUGCAGUGAGCAGCUUUGUGUUUCUUCGCUUCUUUGCCGUAGCCGUAGUAUCACCUCAUACUUUUCAUUUGCGACCUCAUCAUCCAGAUGCACAGACAAUUAGGACAUUAACCCUCAUCUCAAAAACCAUUCAAACCUUAGGAAGCUGGGGGAGUCUGUCUAAAAGCAAGUCAAGUUUCAAAGAGACAUUCAUGUGUGAAUUUUUCAAAAUGUUUCAAGAAGAAGGAUAUAUUACAGCCGUGAAAAAGUUCCUGGAUGAAAUUUCAUCUACUGAAACUAAAGAGUCCAGUGGUACAAGUGAGCCUGUGCACCUGAAAGAAGGUGAGAUGUAUAAAAGAGCUCAGGGAAGAACUCGGAUUGGAAAAAAGAAUUUCAAGAAACGGUGGUUCUGCUUAACAAGCAGAGAGCUCACCUACCACAAACAGCCAGGUAGCAAAGAUGCAAUUUACACAAUUCCAGUAAAAAACAUUCUGGCUGUGGAAAAACUGGAAGAGAGCUCUUUCAACAAGAAAAAUAUGUUCCAAGUAAUACAUACGGAGAAACCCCUCUAUGUCCAGGCAAAUAAUUGUGUAGAAGCUAAUGAGUGGAUAGAUGUGCUGUGCAGGGUGAGCCGGUGCAACCAGAACAGGCUCAGCUUUUAUCAUCCCUCCGCGUACCUGAAUGGAAACUGGCUCUGCUGUCAGGAGACCAGCGAGAACACUCUCGGCUGCAAGCCAUGUACUGCAGGAGUCCCCGCAGACAUCCAAAUAGAUAUUGAUGAAGACAGAGAAACAGAAAGAAUUUACUCCCUUUUUACCCUCAACAUGCUUAAGCUGCAGAAAAUGGAAGAGGCUUGUGGAACUAUAGCAGUCUAUCAAGGACCACAGAAAGAGCCUGACGAUUACUCUAACUUUGUCAUCGAGGAUUCUGUAACAACCUUUAAGACAAUUCAGCAAAUAAAAAGCGUCACAGAGAAGCUGAGUGAACCUCAUGAAAAGUAUAGGAAGAAAAGAUCAAGUAGCGCAAAAUAUGGGAGCAAGGAAAAUCCAAUUGUUGGGAAAGCAUCAUAGAGUAUCACCAAUUGAUUUAGAAGAACUGGAAAAUACUGUUUUUGUUGGAAUUUUUUAAUUCAUCAUAUGUUUUGUCCAUAGUAUUUAAGAACAAACAUCAGCUCUAGUGUCACCUGUGUUCACACCGUAUUUAAUAUUUAAUAAUUACAGUUAACUGGGAAUCCUGAUAUUAAUGUUUUACUAGAGAAUUUGAAACUCAAGAUUCCCUUCAUAUCUUAAGUGUCCAAAGCCAUGUUUCUGCAGCUUCUUUUUAGUAGAAAGAAUCUUCCUAAAGAAGGUCUUGAAGAAGCUUUGUAACAAAGGGAGAACUCCUCCAUCGCGAGAAACCAUCUCUUGUUGUAACACUCCGUGUUCUGUGAACUUGUUUUCACUACCGUUAGUGCCUGCUCUGUACUGCCAACAUUGUGUUUAUUAGAAAACCCCAAUCCGGGAUCAUUCAGAGCUUCCCCUUUAGUUCAUCUAGACCCUCCCCUUCCUUGAGAAAGAAUAUCAGAUAUAUAUAUAUGUAUCCCCUCCCCUUUGGUCCAGUAAUCAUUACAGGUUACAUUAGGGACAGUGACAGAAACUUCAGAAAACUGCCUGAGCGCCCCUGAAAAUCAGUAGAUCCUUUUGCCCAUUUACAGAUGUAAACAGGACUCAGAUAGGAGGAAUCAGGGGUCUGUGCUGUCGCGUGCAUCUUGUUUACAUUUGGGAUGCACGAUGGCAGAUGAAAUAAAAUGGGAUCACUAAAUUUUUUUUCAUUGUUUUGAAGAUCAGGUACUCAUUUUCUUGAUUUGAGGGUUCAGGUUAACAUAACUUCCAAGGACAUCUCUUCUGAAAAAGAAGCAGUGAACAGUGAAAGCCGGUGGUGGGAGCAUUGCCUGACUCCAGCUGUCGUUUCCCGUCCUCGUCCUCAUCAGGGCCAUCAUCACCACGCCCUCCUCGUCGUGUUAGGUUGUGCUCUAUCUCGAGAACAGUCACUCAGCGCACUUUAAUAAUCUGGACUGCCCAGGUUGUACUUUAGAUACACCGUGGUAUCUAACCUUUGUGAUCAGUUGAAUGAUCAGUGUUUAAGUAUAAAAAUAAUGCUUUCCUGAAAAUGUUUAUACUUCAUUGCUGUUUCCUUGUUGCCUGCUAGCCAAGUGGAAUUUGGCUUAGCAACUAUUUGAAUCCUGUUUUUCCCUAAUAAUUUACUUUUGUCCUAAAAACCAUAACUGUAAAUAAGCAGCCGAAGCAAGGUGCCACCUUGAAGUUAAAGAGGGAUACACUUUGUUUCAUCAGUAUUAAAAACCAUGGUACUUCCCUUUUGUCUUUUUUAAUUCAAAACAACGUUUUCUAAAUGUGGUACUUUGAUUCUGGAGUAUUUACACGUUUCUGUUUAAAACUGUGACUUAUUAAUGCAAGUCUAGCCAGUAGUGCUUUUUUUGUUUCCCUGAUCAUAAGCUAUAUUUCAAAUAUACUUUGGCAAUUAUGUUAUUGGUGGAUAAUUAUUUUUAAAUUAUAUUGUUAUUAGGUAAUUCUUUUUAAAGACCCAUUUGACAUAGAAUCAAAAUUGUUCCAUAAACGAUUGUAACUGAGCAAUGGAGUUCUCUAAAUGAUUUGUAAAAACCAAUUGGUUAUAUUUAAGAAUCAGUACUAGUCUGCAUUAUGGUUGGUUAUUACUCUUGGCCCAUUUUAAAGACAAGUUUGAAGCGUCCUUUAAAUUUUAUGAGCUUGUAGAUUCAUGAACUGCGUUGAUUUACAAAUUAAGUAGUAUAAGAACUUAACCAUUUAAUAAAUUUCUCCAUCUUGAAUUUCAUCCAGAUUAAAAUUUCAUUUUAAAAAUCCCUGAAAUGUUCUAUCUCAAAAGGACAUGAUGUGUAUUGCCAGGUACCACUCAUUACUUUUUAGUGGCUUUUAUUCUGCUGUUUUUUUAAAGGCAAAAGAAAUAUUCUUGCAAUAUUUCUAAUAUAUAAUCCCCAAUUAUGAUUGUUUAAGAUGACAACAUUUUCAAAGGGACCAAGGCUGUGUAUAUACAUAACUCUGGAUUUGAAGGGAAGAGUUCAGUCAUCUAGUUAUUUUCUUAACGUGACACUUUUAGCUAGUUUGACUGGAAUUAACCAGCUUAGCACAGCCAAAGAGGGAGUAAUGUGAAAUUAAAUUAUUUUUCUUUUUAAAAGUUUUCCAAAAUGAGAGACUGUGUCAGUAGGACCCAAAGAUACUCAAGGUACUUGUUUCCAGGGUCCUCAGUCCUCUGCCAUUCUUCAUGAGUACUUUUUUAUUACCUGAUCCUCUUUUCUCCGCGUUUUUCUCUCUUGAAAAAAUACAUGGCAGCUCACUUCACCCUAAAAACCUGGAACCCCAGGAAGGGGGAAAAAAAGAUAAUAUGAGGAAACUCUUGCCAUAAAUGCUAGUCCUGGUUCUUAGUUAGUGAUUUCCAUCCGUUGAAAAUGGUUUUGUUAUUGUUUUGUUUUUUGUUUAGCUUUGUUUUGUUUUUUAAAAUCAUGAUGGGCAAUAGCAAAGAUUUAUAAUCCUGGGAAUAUAAUUUAUCAAAUUGAAUUAUUUCAUUUGCCAAAGAAAUUUGUUUUUAAUAUCAUGGAUUAUGGUUAAGUGUCAGAACUAGGCUUUCUUUUUCCACACAAAAGAAGGCGACAAAUGAUGUGGCUUUGUUUCUGUUUCUGAAGCCUAAUCUCAUUUAUCAGAAAGGCUCAUUCAUGCCGGAUUUUGAAAAACAGAUUUUUUUUUUUUUAGAUGAAAGCACCUUUAAUUUGCUCUAACGGUACAUCCUGUAAAGACAAAAUGCUACAGAGCCUUUUAGGCGUCCUUACAGUAUGUGAAAAAUACAGGACUCAUUCUAGAGUUAAAUUACCAGACUAGAUUGAUAUUAUCUGCUUCCAUUUUGAUUAACUUAGAAAUGAAUAUGUUGCUAGUAAAUAUUGGUUUUUACAGUGUCUAGUUUGAACAUGUAAGUUAUCAAAACUUAAUGUAGUGAAUUUGUGUAACCAUGUUGUAUUGUUGAGAAUGUAUUUUUAUUUAAAUUUUAUUUUCUUAUCAAGAGUAUUAUAAAAAUUAAAAAUUUUUGUAACUGCCGCUUGGAAAUAACUCAAAUAAAUUACCAGAAGCCUGUCUAUUUUUUGUGAGAACCUCUUCCUUAACUGAUUUAAGAAUUUCUUCAAAAAGCUGUUUAAAAUUAUCAUACCUUGGCUGUCAGUAAGGGUAUACUGGUAGUGAGAAGUCGCCGGUAACAAAGAAGAGUGAAGCAAUAUGGAGAAGUCUCAGUAUACUUCUCUUGCGCUUAACUGUGCCACUUUUUGAUGGACUACGGCCCUUCUAUGUUCAGUCAUUCAUUCAGCACUUUGUAUUAAGGACCUGUGGUAUAUAUAGCACAGUGCAGACUGCCUUGUCAUUCCCUGGAGCCAUACAUGUCCCGUGUGCUCCUAUCUGGGUACACAGUUUAGAGCUGAGGGUUUCAGCCUGUGUUUGGCUUUGUGAAUAAUCGCACUUUCUACUGUUCUCAAAAAAAAAAAAAAAAAACAA
Molecule: messenger RNA, 7676 nt
Organism: Loxodonta africana (African savanna elephant)
Lineage: Eukaryota; Metazoa; Chordata; Mammalia; Proboscidea; Elephantidae
Gene: RASA2
Product: RAS p21 protein activator 2
Exons: 25
Coding region: 1764-4181 (805 amino acids)
Biological process (GO): intracellular signal transduction; negative regulation of Ras protein signal transduction; regulation of GTPase activity
Molecular function (GO): GTPase activator activity; phospholipid binding
Source: RefSeq, a predicted model, not a curated record